Messenger RNA from Sinocyclocheilus grahami, 2157 nucleotides. Its product is annotated as cholinesterase-like. Gene Ontology annotation, cellular component: plasma membrane. The record is from RefSeq and is a predicted model, not a curated record. Gene Ontology annotation, molecular function: acetylcholinesterase activity. Gene Ontology annotation, biological process: choline metabolic process; acetylcholine catabolic process. Bases 81 to 1892 code for a protein of 603 amino acids. The transcript is spliced from 3 exons. Lineage: Eukaryota; Metazoa; Chordata; Actinopteri; Cypriniformes; Cyprinidae.
CCCCAAACAGAACAUGACUCGUUUUGAUUGAAGUUUAUAUUGAUCUCUUUAUUAUUUUAUUUGUCAGCAUUGAAGACAUCAUGAUGGGCAUUCACAUCAGAUCUACUUUGCCAGUUUUGGUUCUGUUGUUCUUGCAUCUGGCAGCAGGGCAAGAUGAACUGAUUGUCUCCACUGACAAAGGCAAAGUCAGAGGAAUGAGGCUUCCUGUCCCGGGUGGUUCAGAGAAUGUGGUGACCUUCCUGGGGAUCCCCUAUGCCAAGCCUCCAUUGGACCUGCUUCGCUUCAGACGACCAGAGCCUGCUGAGGUGUGGAACGGAAUACGAGAUGCCACACGGUACUCCAAUUCAUGCUUCCAGGAUCAGGAUACAUUGUACCCAGGAUUCCCUGGAGCUGAGAUGUGGAAUCCUAACACCAGAAUUAGCGAAGACUGCCUGUACCUCAAUGUUUGGACUCCUUCAACCGUUUUCCAGAACAGAGCCAAACCCUUAGUCCCAGUUAUGGUGUGGAUCUAUGGUGGAGGCUUUUCCACAGGUACUGCAUCCCUGGACGUGUACGAUGGGCGUUUCCUCAGCCAUUUGCAACAUGUGGUGGUGGUAUCCAUGAACUAUCGAGUAGGAGCAUUGGGCUUCCUAUCUCUACCUGAAAGUAAGAGCAUUAAAGGUAAUGCUGGUCUAUUUGACCAGCGCCUGGCUCUCAGCUGGAUGUCAAGGAACAUUGAUGCAUUUGGGGGUGAUCCAUCUUCUGUAACCUUGUUUGGGGAGAGUGCUGGUGCUGGCUCUGUGGGACACCAUUUGCUUUCACAGGGCAGCCAUGGACUAUUCACCCGCGCAAUUCUCCAGAGUGGCAGUCCCAAUGCUGUGUGGGCGGCAGUGGAGCCAGCUCAGGCCUGGAACCGUGCCUUGACUCUGGCUCAGCUUCUGAACUGCCCACUUGGACCAUCUGCUGAUGAAAUGGAGGCUUGCUUAAGGGCAGUUGAACCUGAGAAGAUAGUCAGUCUUCAAUUCGAUGUCAUUUCUGAUCCCAUGAUAAUAAGUGUGCCUUUUCCGCCAACAGUGGAUGGAGAAUUUCUUGUGGACAUGCCGAGUGUUUUAAUCCAGUCGGGGCGUUUUCUGAAAACUGAACUACUUUUGGGAUUGAACAGGGAUGAAGGGACUUACUUCCUUGUUUAUGGCGCACCUGGAUUUGGCAUCCAUAACCAGAGUCUUAUCAAUCGAGACCAGUUCUUCACAGGUGUAUCCUUGGGCCUCCCUGGUUUCAGUGACAUAGCCAGAGAGGCGGCUGCUUUUCAGUAUACUGAUUGGACAGAUGAGCUGAGCAAGCCAAAAAACAGAGAGGCCCUAGGCUGGUUGGUGGGCGACUGCUAUUUUUCAUGCCCCUUACUGGAUUUUGCCCGUAGGUAUGUCGAGAAUGGUGGCAGUGCCCGAUUGUUCCUCUUUAACCAUCGCUCCAGCUUCAACCCCUGGCCUCGGUGGAUGGGUGUAAUGCAUGGGGAUGAGAUCCCAUUUGUUUUUGGGAUUCCUUUGAACCAGACCUUUGGAUUCUCUAAGGAGGAGGAAGCCCUGAGCAGGAGGAUCAUGGAGCACUGGAGUAACUUUGCUAGAAGUGGGGAUCCGAGCGUGGAGGGAGCGGAUUGGCCGCCGUUCACGCUGGAACAUCAGCAGUACGUCACGCUUAACACUGGCCUGUCACAAACACUCCGGAUGCUUCGAGCCCAGCAGUGCAAGUUCUGGGACAGUUUCCUGCCAAAACUGCAGUAUGUCACAGCGAGUAUUGAUGAAGUGGAGUUCCAGUGGAAGUCUCAGUUCCACCGCUGGCUUUCUUACAUGCUGGACUGGAAGAAUCAAUUUAACGACUAUGCCUCUGUCAGAAAGCAACAGUGUGAAAACCUUUAAUGUUUGACCACAUUUUAUUCUAAAAAAGCCCAUGCAGUGCACUUUACUACUUCACAAAGCUUCAGAAAGCCAAAGCCCAUACACAUGGAUGGAGGAAAGCGCUUCUGUGGUUUCUGUAUCUUCACAACUUGGUGCCUUUUUGCUUCCUCUGGGCCUUGUCUGGCAAAUAAUUGCUAUUUUGGAACUCAAAAAAGGGUCCUUCUUGAGGUACUUGGGUAAGUUUGUUUAAGUGAUGCAAGAACAUGUCCAAGUCACUCCAGUAUAU